AUAAAAACUAUUAGAUACGCAUACACACGCAUACACAUGAACACUUGGAGAUCCACAGCAAAUCCACAAUUUUAGUCAUUUAUUUCGCGUUGCGUUGCCGUUUAGCGAAAAAUGUUAGAUAUAUUUCGUGGAUUGAAAAACCUUGUAAAGGUCAGUCACGUUAAAACCGAUUCGCCAGUAUUCCGUCUACACUACUCAAUUACUGUGAUGAUUUUGAUGUCCUUCUCUUUGAUUAUAACAACAAGACAAUAUGUUGGCAACCCUAUCGAUUGUGUUCAUACCAAAGAUAUUCCAGAAGACGUACUCAAUACAUAUUGUUGGAUUCAUUCGACUUAUACGUUACGUGAUCAUUUCGGUAAGAAGCAGGGCAUAUCUGUACCCUAUCCGGGUAUCGCCAAUUCGGAUGGUGAUGAUCACAAUAAAAAGCACUACAAAUACUACCAGUGGGUGUGUUUCUGCCUAUUUUUUCAGAUCAAAAAGUCCAAGGAUGGCGAGCUGAAUUGA
Molecule: messenger RNA, 504 nt
Organism: Rhagoletis pomonella (apple maggot)
Lineage: Eukaryota; Metazoa; Arthropoda; Insecta; Diptera; Tephritidae
Product: innexin shaking-B-like
Exons: 2
Coding region: 112-504 (130 amino acids)
Cellular component (GO): plasma membrane; gap junction
Molecular function (GO): gap junction channel activity
Source: RefSeq, a predicted model, not a curated record